AUGGAUCACGAAGCGCCCGCGUCUCGGUCGAAAAGUUUGGGCGAGCGCUUCUUGAUCGGUCCUUCCACUGAGCACUCCGCCAUCCCUCCUCUCUCCUCACGCACUCUACUCACCUCAUCCCGCGGCAUGGGUCGGUUAAAGCAGAAGGGCAAGGCUGGAGCAGCCAAGGCUUAUGUCACCCGUUCCUCGGCGAUCAAGAAACUUCAGUGCUCUCUUGCAGACUUCCGGAGGUUGUGUAUCCUGAAGGGCAUAUAUCCCAGGGAGCCUCGUAGUCGCAAGAAGGCGAACAAGGGGUCCUCUGCACCUACCAACUUUUACUAUGCGAAGGAUAUCGCGUACCUCGCCCACGAGCCAGUCCUCCGGAAGCUCAGAGAGCACAAGGCAUUCGCGAAGAAGCUCACCAGGGCGUUGGGAAGGGGCGAAUGGAGUAGCGCGAAAAGCCUGGAGGAAAACAAGCCGGUGUACCGGUUGGACCAUAUCAUCAAAGAGCGGUAUCCCACCUUCGUUGACGCCGUUCGAGAUAUCGACGAUGCACUUUGCAUGACUUCCUCUUUGCGUCCCUACCAUCCGACUCCAAAGUCUCCCCUACCCUCGUCGAAAACUGUCUUCCUUUCCAUUAAGGGCGUGUACUACCAAGCCGAAGUCUUCGACCAGACCGUCACCUGGCUCGUUCCGUAUCAAUUCACUCAAACGAUCCCCACAGACGUCGACGUGCGCGUCAUGCUUACGUUUUUGGAAUUGUAUCAGACCCUCCUCGGAUUCGUUUUUUUCAAGCUAUACACGGAUGCCGGCCUCGUAUAUCCACCCCCACUUGACACCAAGAAGGAUGACGGCGCUGCAGGCGUCGGUGCAUUCAGCUUACAGGAGGCGAAAGACGCGCGACCAGCAACCAAUGGCUCCUCCAAAGUUGUCGAGGUUGAUGGCAAGCGCGUCUCCAACAAAGACGUCCGGCAAACGAUCAAAAGCAUUACCGCCGCGUCCGCGGACGGAGAGGACGUACAGAUGAACUCUAUCGAAUCUGCCCCAGCGAACGAGGAGGACGAAGAGUUCGUCGAGGACACGACCGAGGAGAACGCCGACGACGCCCCCUCUGCCCCCGCUUUUACCACCGCUGCCCUUCCCACUCUCAAGACGCUCUCCACGCUCCCCCAAUCCACCGCCUCAAAACUCUUUGCACCGUAUACCUUCUGGCUUUCGCGUGAGACUUCGCGGCCGAUCUUCGAGUUCAUCGUGCGCUCGCACGGGGGUCGGAUAGGCUGGCCAGCGACCUCUGGCGACGGCUCGCCCGUCGUCGAGGACGACGAGUCGAUCACGCACGUCAUCAUCGACCGCCCGGUCGUGCAGCGCGCGGGCGAGAGCGAGGCGGAGCGCGAGCGGCGGCUCCGGCGCAAGUACGUGCAGCCGCAGUGGGCCGUCGACUGCGUGAACGCGGGCAAGAUCCUGCUCGAAGGCCUUUACGCGCAGGGCAAGACGCUCCCGCCGCACCUCAGUCCGUUUGGGGAGCGCGCCGACGCGUACGACCCGACGGCGGGUCUUGCGGAGGUGGAGGACGAGGAGAUGGAGGACGAGGUCAUCCUUGGCGAAGAGGACGGGGAAGAGGCCAUCGAGGAGGACGAUGAGGAAGACGACGAGAAGGAGCCGAAGCUUGCUCGUGCGGCGAAGGCUGCGCUCAAGGCUGCCGCCGCCGCCGAGGAUGCGGCCACGUUGCGGGUCGCGGAGCUCGAGGCGGAGGCCGCGGGCGUGGACGUUGGAACCUUUGAGAAGGAGUCGCGGAAGGCGCAGAAGAAAGCAAAGAAGGCUGGGGCUCCAAAGGAGGACGAGGCGGAGCAGGACAUGAACAAGAUGAUGAUGAGCAACAAGCAACGGAAGCUGUACGAGCGCAUGAAGUACGGAGAGAAAAAACGGGCCGCCGAAAGGCAACAACUCGAGGUCAAGAAGCUUGCGAUAGAGAAGGAGAAAAAGCGCAGAUCCAAGACAUAG
Epithele typhae is the source of this 1980-nucleotide messenger RNA. Its product is annotated as Pescadillo N-terminus-domain-containing protein. The transcript has 6 exons. Gene Ontology annotation, cellular component: PeBoW complex; nucleolus. Gene Ontology annotation, molecular function: RNA binding. The record is from RefSeq and is a predicted model, not a curated record. Gene Ontology annotation, biological process: maturation of LSU-rRNA from tricistronic rRNA transcript (SSU-rRNA, 5.8S rRNA, LSU-rRNA); ribosome biogenesis. The coding region runs from base 1 to 1980 and encodes 659 amino acids. NCBI's taxonomy places the organism in Eukaryota, Fungi, Basidiomycota, Agaricomycetes, Polyporales, Epitheliaceae.